AUGUUAGAGAAGAAUGAUCGAGAAUGGAAGGUAACAGUUAAAGCUACUGAAAGAAUACUUCGACAACUUGAAGCAAUGGGUGAAAAUCUCGAACAAUCCAGUAUUGAAAUCAUCAUUGAAAAUAAACUCCCUACCUGGAUUUUGGAAAAAACGAAGAAUGCAACGACUGAACGAAAACAACUAACUGUCUGUCUAAACUGUCUUCAACCAGGAUAUACGACAAUCAAUUGCAAGGCAAGAAAACGUGUAUGUUUUUAUUGCAAAGGUCACCAUAAUACUACAUUAUGCUGUUCUAAGUACAAUGAUCAAGCACAAUCAGUAGAACCAAUCGAAGAAGAUCGAAAGACGGCAGGUAAUCAAUUCAAUGAUAAGGUAUUCGAAAGGGAAUGA
This is a messenger RNA of Brugia malayi, 390 nucleotides long. RefSeq lists its product as uncharacterized. NCBI's taxonomy places the organism in Eukaryota, Metazoa, Nematoda, Chromadorea, Rhabditida, Onchocercidae. The transcript is spliced from 3 exons. The coding region runs from base 1 to 390 and encodes 129 amino acids. The record is from RefSeq and is a predicted model, not a curated record.